This is a messenger RNA of Mercurialis annua (annual mercury), 1516 nucleotides long. Its product is annotated as ent-kaur-16-ene synthase, chloroplastic-like. The transcript has 8 exons. Gene Ontology annotation, biological process: diterpenoid biosynthetic process. The record is from RefSeq and is a predicted model, not a curated record. Gene Ontology annotation, molecular function: terpene synthase activity; magnesium ion binding. NCBI's taxonomy places the organism in Eukaryota, Viridiplantae, Streptophyta, Magnoliopsida, Malpighiales, Euphorbiaceae. Bases 340 to 1407 code for a protein of 355 amino acids.
GAAAUAUGUUUAGAUGUCAAUUGUUGUGCUUUAGGAUUUCGUCUGCUACGAUUAAACGGAUACCCUAUUUCUUCUGAUGCACUAGCACAAUUUUCUGAAGAAGAACAUUUCUUCAGCUCAGUGAGUCCACAAUUCAAAAGCACAAACACAAUUUUAGAAUUAUUCAAGGCCUCAAAAUUAACAAUAUACAAAAAUGAACCUAUUCUUGAGAAGUUAGAAGCUUGGACGGGUUCUUUUUUGAAAGAACAACAAUUGUCUGGUGCCAUUAAAGAUUGUAAACUACAUGAAGAGGUCGUUCAUGCUUUAAAAUAUCGUUACGACAGUUUGGAAUUUCUUGAAAUGAGGUGGGCUAUAGAGCAACAAAAAACAAACAGUGUUCAACAUCUAAAAACAUCUUCUGGUAUUAAUGAAAAUAAUAAUGAAUUAUUGGCAUUAGCAAUCCAAAGAUAUAACUUCUGCCAAUCGUUAUAUCAGAAAGAAUAUAAAGAUCUUGAGAGAUGGAUUAAAGUUUGCAGAUUUGAUGAAUUAAAAUUUGCAAGGGUUAUGCUACUUUAUUGUUACUACCCCAACACUGCGGUCAUUGUUCCUCCUGAGUUAGCAGAUGCUCGAAUCUCUAUUGCCAAAAAUUGUAUUGUAGCUACUGUUAUUGAUGAUUUAUUUGAUGUUGGUGGUUCCAUGGAAGAAUUGGAAAAUCUUGUUCAAUUAGUCGAACGAUGGGGUGAAGCUUCAACAAUCGGCUACUGCUCUGAGAAAGUUGAGAUUAUAUUUUCAGCAUUUGAAGACAUGAUCAAGGAGUUAGACGUCAUUGCUUUCAAACAUCAUGGAAGAAGUGUUGAGCAUCAUUUGGUCAAGAUAUGGCAUGAAUUGCUCAAGUCUAUGAUGAAAGAAGCUGAAUGGACAAGAGAGAAUGCCACCCCAUCGCUAAAUGAAUAUCUGGAAAAUGCAUACAUUUCUUUUGCAUUAGGUCCAAUAUGUCACAUAACAACCUAUUUUCUUGGGAUAACAUUACCUGAGGAAGUAAUGACAGGGUCGCAAAUAUAUGACCUAUUUAAGUAUGUUAGCCUGGUUGGACGACUUCUCAAUGAUCUCAAAUCUUUCAAGAGAGAACGCGAACAAGGAAAAUUCAACAGUGUAUCACUACGUGUACUUCAUAGUCAAGGAAGCAUGACUGAAGAAGAAGCUCUUAAAGAAACAAAAAGAGACAUCGAGAUGUAUAGGAAAGAAUUGUUGCGACUUGCGGUGCAUAAGGAAGAGAAUUCGCUUCCAAAGAUUUUUAGGGAUUUCUUCUGGAAGUUCGGCAAUGUAAUGCACUAUUUUUAUAUGGACAAUGAUGGCUACUCAAAUCCCAAAGAUGAAAUGGAAAAUGAUGCAAACUCGAUAUUAUGGGAACCGAUUUCUACUCCUUAACGGGUGGUUCAAAGCAAUUGUCUUUCAAUUUUCAAGAUCAAUAAUACUUAAGUUUUAUGUUCAAAUAUGUUUCACUUCUUGCACCACUUAUUGAAAAUGAUACUUUUAA